UUAUGGCUAUCUCUAUGUGCGUCACUACGUCAGGCUCUUAACGGUCGUACGUUUUACGUCAGAUCGGUGAGUGUUUUGAAAGGAGAUGGCUGGUUAGCUGGGGAGCGAGUGGGAUUCACAUUAAAGAGAUUAUGAACGGUGAAAGAUCCAGACCGGACUCCCACCUGUACGGGUGAUGGCAACACGUUUGCAGUCAUAUGACAGUAACUCCAGUGACACCGAAAACUGGGAACGAAAAGCAACAAGCCGACCUCGUAAAUUCUGCAAGCAUUCGAGCAGCAGUCAGGCCCGUGCAUCUCGAGUGGAGGCAGAACAGAGGAAGAUGAGCCUGCAUGGUGCCAGUGGGGGCUGUGACCGCUCACGUGACCGCCGCCGCUCCAGUGAUCGCUCCAGGGACUCCUCACAUGAGAGAGAAGGCCAGCUAACCCCUUGCAUUCGCAACGUCACCUCACCCACCCGCCAACACAACAGUGACCGUGAACGGGAUGGUGGUCCCUCAUCGAGGCCCAGUAGUCCACGGCCUCAGAGGGUUUCUCCCAGUGGCUCCAGCAGCAGUGGAGUAGUGAGCAGUCGCAACAGCAGUCUGUCCAGCACUGAAGGCACCUUUAAGAGUUUGGGAGUCGGAGAAAUGGUGUUUGUCUAUGAGAACCCCAAAGAGGGAGGGGCUAGUGCCACCGUUGGAAACCGAAACAUUAGGACCUCAGAAAGAGUCACUCUGAUUGUUGACAAUACACGCUUUGUAGUAGACCCUUCCAUUUUCACCGCACAACCCAAUACCAUGUUGGGCAGAAUGUUUGGAUCUGGACGGGAGCAUAAUUUCACACGACCCAAUGAGAAGGGGGAAUACGAGGUGGCUGAAGGCAUUAGCUCCACAGUUUUCCGAGCAAUUCUGGAUUACUACAAAUCUGGGAUAAUCCGUUGUCCUGAUGGCAUCUCCAUCCCUGAGUUGCGGGAGGCGUGUGACUAUCUAUGCAUCUCCUUUGACUACAGCACCAUUAAAUGCAGAGACCUUAGUGCCCUGAUGCAUGAGCUGUCCAAUGAUGGCGCUCGUCGACAAUUUGAGUUUUAUCUGGAAGAAAUGGUUCUUCCUUUAAUGGUCGCUAGUGCCCAGAGCGGAGAGAGAGAAUGUCAUAUUGUCGUCCUUACUGAUGAUGAUGUGGUGGACUGGGAUGAAGAAUAUCCACCACAAAUGGGAGAAGAAUACUCACAAAUCAUUUACAGCACAAAACUGUACAGAUUUUUCAAGUAUAUAGAGAACCGAGAUGUUGCCAAAUCAGUUUUGAAGGAAAGGGGAUUGAAGAAAAUACGACUGGGGAUUGAAGGAUACCCUACAUAUAAAGAGAAGGUCAAAAAACGACCAGGAGGACGUCCAGAGGUCAUUUACAACUAUGUCCAGAGACCCUUCAUCCGCAUGUCCUGGGAAAAAGAAGAGGGCAAGAGUCGCCAUGUGGACUUCCAGUGUGUAAAGUCCAAGUCCAUCACUAAUCUGGCGGCAGCUGCAGCAGACAUCCCACAGGACCAGCUGGUGGUGAUGCACCCUGGACCUCAAGUGGAUGAACUGGACAUCCUUCCAAACCACCCACCGAGUGGGAAUCACUACAGCAACAAUUACAGCAACGAGCCUGACCCUGAUGCACCUUCACCUGCUGUCUGAGGACAUCCCGUCCUCUUUCAAUGCCUCUGCCCCUCUCCUACUCUACUCCCAGCAUGCUGCAGCAUGGAGCGCCAGGGGCACCAUAACCAUAUUGCCUUGACACCUCCUUUGCAGCCUUAGAGCCUCAAGAACCUGGCUGACUGUAGAAAAGCAACACAAGAGGGCCAUAAGACUGGUGAAAGAAAGAGUUCACUAUGAUUUUAAUUUUGUUUUUUACUUGACCAAAGGAAUUUAUUUUUCUGUUUGGAAUACAUUCAGUUAAACACUUAUUAAUAUUAUUAUUUACAAUGUUGUAUCUUAUUUUGAUGGGUUUGGCUGAGCACUCUUGUGGUGUCACUGUUUCUCACAGGGUUUAUUUCACUGAUCAUUUGAUUUAGAUUUUCUCGGGUGGCCUAUUACUACUAAAUGUGCUUUGGGGAACGAGUACAAGACUAGCUAUGGAGAAAAUAUGACUUUCUGGUCAUGGAGAAAAUCAGUUACCACCAUUUAGUGUCAUGAUCUCCAGCUGAACUCCUCUCAGAUGUCUUUGAAUCUUGUAAUGAGGUAUGUAGUCAUUGGCUGGAUCUGAUAUGUGAUGUUAUGCUCCUCCCGCAGCCAAGAUAUUAAGCAGAGCACAGGCUGUUGUGGUCAAAACCUUUUUGUGCAAAGCUUGAAAUUGUUGUUUAAAAAUACAAGUUAAAAUAAUUAAAUAAAGACAUCGAAGUAAA
This is a messenger RNA of Sphaeramia orbicularis (orbiculate cardinalfish), 2361 nucleotides long. RefSeq names its product BTB (POZ) domain containing 10b (gene btbd10b). The transcript has 9 exons. Gene Ontology annotation, biological process: positive regulation of phosphorylation. The coding region runs from base 176 to 1654 and encodes 492 amino acids. Gene Ontology annotation, cellular component: cytoplasm. The record is from RefSeq and is a predicted model, not a curated record. Lineage: Eukaryota; Metazoa; Chordata; Actinopteri; Kurtiformes; Apogonidae. Gene Ontology annotation, molecular function: protein binding.